Molecule: messenger RNA, 1305 nt
Organism: Phytophthora sojae
Lineage: Eukaryota; Oomycota; Peronosporomycetes; Peronosporales; Peronosporaceae
Exons: 2
Coding region: 1-1305 (434 amino acids)
Biological process (GO): CDP-diacylglycerol biosynthetic process
Cellular component (GO): plasma membrane
Molecular function (GO): phosphatidate cytidylyltransferase activity
Source: RefSeq, a predicted model, not a curated record
AUGGACGCUCUUCAACGGUGCUCGGCUCUUCUCCAAUUAAACGUGGUGCAACGCAUCCUGUCGGCAAUUAUCCUGGCUCCGCUCGUGACGGCCUUCCUGUGCAUUUCGCCAGCCUUCGCAACGUCGACCGUCUGCAGCUUCGUGGCGAGCGCGUGCUCCUACGAGUAUGCGUGUCUCUCAAAUCGUAUCCGGCUGAGAAUUCUCACGCGACUUGAAGCUCUCGAGGGCAUUCUGGAUGAAGAUGACGCUGAUUCGCGCUGGAGCAACGAGAUUCGCAAUCGCAGCAGCUUCACGGAUCUUCGCUCGCGCCAAGAAGAGCAAGAGGAAGAAGAUAUCGCGCGUGUGGAUGCUGAGUUGCGGGCUCAAGAACCUCGGCUACGAUGCCAUGCAGUGAGUCACCUGGCAGGCUGCUACUUUUACGGGAACGACAAGCUGGCUGCGGCGUGUCUCUCUGUGGUGGUUUGUGCUUUGUCAUCGACCUUGUUUCUGCUGUCCGUCGAGCAUGCUCAGACGCUUCAGACGACGGAAUUCUACGAGUCUCGGUGGUACUAUUCCAUCGCCACAAGCUAUGUUGCGGGCUUCUGUGCGUGCAUGGCUCCGGACUGGUCGUAUGCGCUCACGGUUCUUGUGCAAUAUGGCGUCUUCACUGUUCUCGCGAUGUACUCGACGGGGUGUCCGCUCAACGAUUUCAGCUGUGGAAUCGGACUUGAUCCCGAGGUGGCCCUCCUCGUUGGUAUGUUGGUACUACUGUUAUGCCGCUCCGCUGCCUGUCGAACCCGAGUCGAGGCGUUCCUCUCGUUCAUGCUAGACGUGCUGGGUCUGUUCUACAUCGCUGGCACCCUGUCCAUCCUCGUGGCUUUUGUAGAUGACGAGCGCCGCUUGCUGUAUCGCGAGCUGCUUAUUGCGUUGCUAUACAUCGUAUGGGCCUCGGACACUGGCGCUUAUGUUACCGGCAAAGCGCUGGAACUCGCAAACUAUCCCUACUACAACCCGCUUGCAGCUCAUUUGUCAAAGAACAAGGACUACGAGGGAACUGUUGGUGCCAUAGUCUUCGGCGCCGGCGCCAUGGUUGUGGUUUCUCAAGUGCUGGAUCUACCUGGGUCAUUCGCCUUAAAAACUGCGUUCACCGUGCUGGCUGUAGUUAUUGGACGUCUUGGAGAUCUGUUCGAAAGUCUAUUAAAACGCGCGGCGGGGGUGAAGGACUCUGGAAAGCUGAUUCCUGGUCAUGGCGGCAUGCUGGACCGCAUCGAUGCACUUAUGUUUGCGACUCUAGUUUUCUCACGCUACUACGCCAUGGAAACCUAG